CGCGUGUACUUCAGUCGGGUACGAAGGAAUUCGGAUCCAAAUACGGAUAUGGAUACGGGCACGGGCCAUGGUGAAGGGGAUUUGGGGAGGUGGCGCUAUGACGGCAGCGAUGACGUUUGUCUGUUUCCAUUUCGUGGUCUUUCAUUUGCGGGCGCGAUGUUUUGAACCCGACUCACUCACUCACUCUGGGGUAGAAGCAGGAAAGAAAGAUGAUGCAGCAGAAGAAGAUGAUGAUGAUGAUGUCGGAAUUGAAGGACCCCACGAUUAAGCUUUUCGGGACAACUAUUGAACUGCCGGAUACUGCCGCCGCUGGAACUUUCGCGUCGCAAUCUUGCGGCACUCCCUCCGCGCUCGAUUGCGAGAAUAAAGACCCCUUCUUGUGUUCUUCGUCUGCUUCCAUGGUUGAAGAUGGCGGAGAAGCUUACGGACAAGAAUCGCCUUUGGCUAAGAGCCCUUCUGACCCAAAACAAGACCGUUCAGACGAGGAAGAUGGAUCAAAACAUUGUAAUGAAGCUCCCCCAACAGAUGAGGAUUUAAACGCCCCUAAUUCAGCUGGUAGUGAUCUCGAAUCGGCCAAAGCUUCAACAAGGCCCGAAGAAGAGAAUUCACAGGAGAAGAACCUCAAGAAGCCGGACAAGAUACUUCCAUGUCCGCGCUGCAACAGCAUGGAGACAAAGUUCUGUUAUUUCAACAACUACAACGUUAACCAGCCCCGGCAUUUCUGCAAGAACUGCCAGAGAUACUGGACUGCCGGAGGGACCAUGAGGAACGUCCCUGUCGGCGCCGGUCGCCGUAAGAACAAGAGCUCAAUUUCCCAAUUCCGCCAUCUAAUCAUCCCAGACGCCGCCCGAAUGGAUCUUACAAAUGGAGUUCACCACACUGGCGCCGUCCUCACAUUCGCCUCCGACUCGCCCCUUUGUGAAUCCAUGGCAUCCGUCUUGCGCAUUGCCGAGAAAACUAUUCGAGACACCACAAGAAACGGAUUCCACGCCCCUGGCGAAGCCCCUGUUUCAGUUUCUCAUGGAAAUAAAGACAACAACGACAAUGGAUUCACCAGAUCGUCGACAACCCCUGCUACCUCAAGGGAUGAGUUAAGCCAAACUGGCGGUGGUAAUCCCUUUCCCUCACAGGUACCCUGCAAUUUUCCGGGAGCGCCAUGGCCUUACUCAUGGAGCUCUGUUCGAUGGAGCUCCCCUGUUUCUCUAACAGGUUUAGGCCCGACUACUUUCCCUGUGCCGUUCAUUAACCCUGCACAACCUUACUGGGGCUGCACCCUACCCGGCUCUUGGAACAUUCCGGUGGUUAUCCCACCGGGAACAACUGAUCAGCAUCCUCAUACGCCCCCGAGCUCCGGGCCAAACUCCCCGACUCUUGGGAAGCAUUCGAGGGACGACAACAGUAUGGAGCUUCCCAAAGAGAAAGAGGAGGAGGUACUAAAGGAAAGUAUGGGUUCGGACAAAUGUCUGUGGGCGCCAAAGACAUUGAGAAUCGAUGAUCCAGGAGAAGCUGCAAAGAGUUCGAUAUGGGCAACCUUGGGUGUCAAGAAUGACAAAGCUGAUUCCGUGGUGGUCGGGGGAGGUCUUUUCAAGGCGUUCCAUUCUUCUUCCCAAUUGAAGGGCGAUGAAAGGAACGGUGUUCCUGAAACAUCGACGGUAUUACAAGCGAAUCCGGCCGCGCUUUCCAGAUCAUUGAGCUUCCGUGAGAGCACCUAGUCGGGAUGAUCAAUUAGGAACAAACACUCCACAAGGGGCAUAGUGAAACGUGGAUUUUGUCCGGUAACGUUCUUGUUUUGAAGAUCUUGUAAGUAAAAUAUAUCGAAUACUUUUGAGAGUUGCAAGAUAGCUAGCUAGAAACACUACUGAUGAUCGAGGUAUUUGUUGGAUAGAUAGUCCAGACGCUGUAAAUUAUAUAUAAGUGAUGAAUGCUUUUGAGUUUUAUCAGCCUGUUUUUCAUUUUUUUGAUGAUUUCGAUCC
Messenger RNA from Andrographis paniculata, 1973 nucleotides. Its product is annotated as cyclic dof factor 2-like. The coding region runs from base 210 to 1712 and encodes 500 amino acids. Gene Ontology annotation, biological process: regulation of DNA-templated transcription. Lineage: Eukaryota; Viridiplantae; Streptophyta; Magnoliopsida; Lamiales; Acanthaceae. The transcript is spliced from 3 exons. Gene Ontology annotation, molecular function: DNA-binding transcription factor activity; DNA binding. The record is from RefSeq and is a predicted model, not a curated record.